ACGUUGCUCUUUCUACUGGCUAGAAGAAGAAGAAAAAGGUUUCUUGGACAACCAGAUGAUGAAUUAAACCCUUCAAUGUACGUUAACAAAGGUUUCCUCCAACCUGGAAGCAAUGGAGUGGACUUCUUCAGUGGCAGCCUGCUCAUUCUCCAGGUCUUGGCUUAGCUUUUCUGCUGGCUGGGGAGGGUCUGGUGUGGCGGUGGGGCAGUCUGCAGGGGUCGAGGUCAAAGCCGGGGCUGUCUGGACAACUUUGGGAGCUGGAGCUGGGGCCGAGGCCGGAGUAGCAGCUGAAGCCGAGGCUGGAGCUGAGCCCGGGGCUGUGUUUGAGUCCAGAGCUGCUGUUGCUUCAACAGAAGCCAGGGGGUUGUUUUCUGGCACUGGGGGCGGGGAUUCCGAGCAAGGCACCAACUGUGGGGUAGGUGUGGGCGCAGACGCUGUAUGCGUCGGUGUGGAGGGCUCUAGUGUUGUGCCAGAGGCGGGUGCUGGGCCUGAAGCAGAGGCGGGUGCUGGUGCUGGAGCCACAGCUGGUUGGGCUGUUGGCUGAGGUGCUGCUUGUGGAGGAGGGGCUGGUUUAGGCUAAAAAGACAUUUGAGAAUUGAUCAUAGUGGUAUGGCUAGGGAUCAUCAUUAUUUAUUCUCAUUAAAUUUAGCAGAAAUUGUUUAGAGGUCCGGAUAAAACCGUCCCUCAGUCUGGUUCCAA
Messenger RNA from Perca flavescens (yellow perch), 699 nucleotides. RefSeq names its product fibroin heavy chain-like. The coding region runs from base 113 to 544 and encodes 143 amino acids. The transcript has 2 exons. Lineage: Eukaryota; Metazoa; Chordata; Actinopteri; Perciformes; Percidae. The record is from RefSeq and is a predicted model, not a curated record.